Sciurus carolinensis (gray squirrel) is the source of this 588-nucleotide messenger RNA. Its product is annotated as 40S ribosomal protein S2-like. The record is from RefSeq and is a predicted model, not a curated record. Gene Ontology annotation, biological process: translation. Bases 1 to 588 code for a protein of 195 amino acids. Gene Ontology annotation, cellular component: ribosome. NCBI's taxonomy places the organism in Eukaryota, Metazoa, Chordata, Mammalia, Rodentia, Sciuridae. Gene Ontology annotation, molecular function: RNA binding; structural constituent of ribosome. The transcript is spliced from 2 exons.
AUGGGGGAUGUGGCAGAUGAGUCAAGGCCUCAUCUCUGUGGGGUCCUGCAGCACAGAGGCUGCUGGGCUCAUGGAGGCAAAGCUGGGGACAAGUUGCAGGUCCCCUUCACCAAGCUGGGCCAUCUGCUCAAGUACCUGAAAGUCAAGUUCCUGGAAGAGAUCUGUCGCCUCUCCCUGCAAAAUGAGGUUUUGAAGAUAAGACCUGUGAAGAAGCAGAUCUGUGCUGACCGGCAGACUGGGAUCAAAGUGUUUGUGGUUAUCAGGGACUGCAGUGGUCAUGUGUGUUUGAGUGCGAGGUUCUCCAAGGAGGUCACUGCCAACACCCAAGAGGCCAUCACCCUGGCCAUGCUCUCAUUAGCCCUGUGUAGAUCACCACUCCCACAAGCCCCUCACCAUCCUUUGCAAGAUGGCGGGCACUGCAGCUCUGCACUGGUGAACCUCAUCCUCGCCUGCAGAGGAACUGGCACUGACUCAGCUCCUGUGCCCAAGAAGCUGCUGCUGAUGGCUGGCGUUGAGGAGUGCUACACCUCUGCCAGGGGCUACUCUGCCACUCUGGGCAACCUUGCCAAAGUUGCUUGUAUUAGUUAA